Aethina tumida (small hive beetle) is the source of this 3403-nucleotide messenger RNA. RefSeq names its product far upstream element-binding protein 1. Gene Ontology annotation, biological process: regulation of DNA-templated transcription. The record is from RefSeq and is a predicted model, not a curated record. The transcript is spliced from 12 exons. NCBI's taxonomy places the organism in Eukaryota, Metazoa, Arthropoda, Insecta, Coleoptera, Nitidulidae. Gene Ontology annotation, molecular function: mRNA binding. Gene Ontology annotation, cellular component: nucleus; cytoplasm. Bases 116 to 2482 code for a protein of 788 amino acids.
AGUUGGUAAUGCGCUUGUUACUGAAAUAGUAACAAGCUGUCGGUUUUUCUCACUUGCUUGUUCGGCGACACCAUUUUAUGUUUUAUGUUCUUUAUAACUCGUUAAUGUAUAAAAAAUGAGUGAUUAUUCAGCGGUAGCUCCGCCACCACAGCAAAAUUUUAAUCAGUCUUCAGCGUUUGCGGCCGCCUUACAAAGAGCUAAACAGAUCGCGGCUAAAAUCCAGCCAGCAGGAGGUCAAACAGAUAGGAGCAAAAGGCCUUUGGAAGACGGUCCGGAACCGGAUGCGAAAAAAGGGCCAGGCUUGCCUGUACCAACAAAUCAGGGACCUCCACUUGGUCGUCCACCCCAAAGCCAAGGUGGCAUGGGUGGUCCGAUGAUGGGAAGUGGUCCACAAAUGAACGAAGACAUCAAAGUCCCAGAUAAGAUGGUUGGGCUUAUAAUAGGUCGUGGUGGUGAACAGAUCACGAGACUCCAGUCCGAGAGUGGUUGCAAAAUACAAAUGGCACCCGAUUCGCAGGGCAUGCCCGACCGCAUCUGCUCCCUUUCGGGUACUAAAGAGGCAGUGUCACGCGCCAAGGAACUUAUCAUGAGCAUAGUGCAUCAACGGGGUCGCAACGAAGGCUUGGACAUGAACGGUCCACCAAUGGGUGGCGGCGGUCCUAGCAAUCAUAACAACUUCCAAGGAAUGAACAAUAUGAAUCAAGGCAUGGGUCCUGGCCAGGGCGGCGGUCCAGGUGGGCGAAACUUUGUGGAAAUAAUGAUUCCCGGCCCUAAAGUUGGUCUUAUCAUCGGCAAAGGGGGCGAAACCAUAAAGCAAUUGCAAGAGAAGAGUGGUGCCAAAAUGGUCGUCAUCCAGGACGGUCCCAAUCAGGAGCAAGAGAAACCUCUUCGCAUAACCGGUGAUCCUAGUAAAGUUGAAUAUGCAAAACAACUUGUCUACGACCUCAUAGCUGAAAAGGAAAUGCAAAAUUAUAACAGACGAGGCGGCAGCGGCGGCGGCGGUGGCGGCCGUGGCAGCGACCGAGGACCUGGCGGGCCCGGCGGUCCGGAUCAAUACAACGAUUACGGCGGCGGACCCGGUGGAGGAAAUGGUGGAGAAUUAGAAGUUCUCGUGCCAAGACAGGCCGUUGGUGUAGUCAUUGGAAAAGGAGGCGAUAUGAUCAAAAAGAUACAGGCUGAAACUGGAGCGAGAGUACAAUUUCAACAGGCCAGGGAGGAAGGUCCAGGCGAAAGGAGGUGCUAUCUCUCAGGAAAUCCUAAACAAGUAGAACAGGCUCGACUGAGAAUUGAGGAAUUGAUCGACAGCGUUCACCAUAGGGACAACGACGGAGGCGGUGGCGGUGCUGGUCGCGGUCACGGCGGGCGUGGUCGAGGUGGACGCGGCGGUAGCGGAGGACGAGGUAGCGACGGUUACGACCGGGGGAACAGGAAUGGCGGUGGCGAAUAUGGCGGUGGCGCCCCAUGGGACGACAGGCAACAGGGACCACCUCAACAAGAAGUCACAUUCACCGUGCCCAGUUCGAAGUGUGGUGUGAUCAUUGGACGUGGUGGCGAAACGAUAAAACAAAUAAAUCAACAAUCAGGCGCCUUCUGUGGCCUGGAUAGACGUACACAGAACGGUCCUAACUCGAACGAAAAAACCUUUACCAUAAAAGGCGACCCGGACCAGAUCGAGGCAGCCAAGCGAAUAAUCAGUGACAAAGUACAGAUGCCGCUCAAUUUUGUCUCCUCUGGCGGACCAAACAUGUCGUCUAACAUGCAGACCGCUUACCCCGGCAUGGCGCCGCAGGGUUACAAUCCACAAGGUGGUUGGGGCGGCGUUCAGGGCUACCAACAACCUCAACAGCAACAACAGCAACAAUGGUCGGGUCCGGCACCCGGCAACGAUGGUCCAGUUGGUAGUGGACAACAACCAGGUGGCGGUGUGCAGGUCAAUCCGGCCACCGGUCAGGCCGACUACUCGUUACAGUGGGCGGAAUACUACAGGUCACUAGGCAUGCAUCGCGAAGCCGAAAUGAUCGAAUUACAGGCUAAAUCGAAAGCUGCAGGAGGUGCUGGUACUCCAGCGCCCGGACAAAACGGACCGUCGACGGUCCAACCUGCCCAGACGCAGCCGGCUGCGGGAUCGGCGGCUGGCGGUGCUUCACAGCCGGACUAUAGCGCCCAAUGGGCAGAGUAUUAUCGAAGUAUAGGGAAACAUAAAGAAGCCGAAGCCAUUGAAGCCCAAAUGAAAAAUAAGGCUACUUCCAGUGUUCCUGCAAGCGGCAACGCUGCGACAUUGACGCCGGGACCAGCGGGACAAGCACCAGGUAGUUACCAGCAACAACCAUAUGGUGCAUAUCAACCCCCAGCUGGAUACUACGGCGGUCAGGCGCAGGGCGGAGUACAGACUGGCGUGCCUCAAGGAGGCUAUGGUUACCCAGCUUACGGUUACGGUGCCCCAACGGCGGGAUCGGCACCCAGCGGCGGUAGCGACAACUAGUUAGUGAAUCGAACAAUGGAAUCGGUGAUCAUUUAAAAUGUCACUUUUGGCCCCUCAAAUUAUCCAAGUUUGAUCCACCGAAGAAAAACAUUUCUUAGAGUUUUUAGUAUGUAAGCAACUCUGUUUUAUGCGCCGCCCAUAGAAAAUCGCCCAGCAGAGAAUGAUCCACAUUAGAUUUAAUAUAAUAGACAUAAGACGUUUUUGUUCAAUUCAUACAUAUGGCUGAAGACUCGUUUGUUUUAACAAUUAUUUUUUUUUUUGGAACACCAUUCCAAACGUUAUAUAGCCAUGAUGCGACACUUUUCGUAAUUGCAUACAACUUUAUUAUAUGUUUUAUUAUGUUUUACACAAUUGGAAUGUUUUUUACUGAACUAUGAAUUAAAAACAAUUCCACUUUAUAUAAAUUAUAGUUUUGUAGCGUGUAGGUUUCAUACAGGUCAUGUGUGUUAGAUUGUUAUUUAUAGGGAUUUAUGAGGAAAGAAUGUGAGGCGAUUAUCAUGGAGUAUGGAGCUACCGUUUGGUAAGAUUGCUUUAUAAAAUGCUGUACUCCCAAUUAUGUUCUGAAUUCAUGUUCGAGGACGAUCGUGACAAUUGCACUUGUAUUAAGCGCAAAAUAAGUAUUAUAUUUAUAGGAUUCAUUUUAUGUAAUGGUGAUGCAUCUCAUCGUGAUUAAAUUCCCGUAUCUUUUUUCUAUUAGCAUUAUAUAUAAUGAAUCAAGUGCUUUAUCCUCAAGCAUGGACUAUCUUUAUAUGCAAGACGUUUAGUAUGAAGUCUUUCCAUUAACGAAUCAUGGCAUAUUUUUAAAUAUACACCAGCGAUAUGUAUACAUUGGCAUUAAUUAUUUUUUCUAUAUUGUAAUCCACUAUGUACAGCAGUUUAACUGCGUUUGUAUGAAAUCAAUUAAAAAUAACCUAAAUAUCA